Messenger RNA from Plasmodium cynomolgi strain B, 1026 nucleotides. RefSeq lists its product as hypothetical. The record is from RefSeq and is a predicted model, not a curated record. NCBI's taxonomy places the organism in Eukaryota, Apicomplexa, Aconoidasida, Haemosporida, Plasmodiidae. The transcript has 2 exons. The coding region runs from base 1 to 1026 and encodes 341 amino acids.
AUGCGCGUUAACCAACUCGAUGGAGAAAUUGCAGCCAUAGGAGAGAGGAACUCCAAGGAGAAACGUAAAAAUGGAAAACUUGUGCAUGAGCAUGACGAAUCAAAAGGGUACACAGAAUUGAGAAGAAAUUCCCAAGUGCGAAAAGACUUAACGAGCGAAAGGUAUCGCAUACGUGAGGACUACACAGGUUAUAAGCAAACGUUCUAUCAAAAGGGGAGUCAGGUUGAAACCAAGAUGGCGGGAGAGUCCAAUGCUAAGGAGGACACCUGGCUGAAAUCCCCUCGCAACGACACAGAGCAUUACAACAUCAUGUCCAGCACCGAAACAGUGAUGUCUUCAAAUGACAGUGUUGCGGACAUGUACGAAACAAACUACAAAUUCUUCGCAGUGAGGAAAUCUUCUCUCAGUGAAGAGUCCCCAGGAUCAGCAUCCGAUUGGCAACAUAAUUUAAAGUUGGACAGGAUCAGGAGCAACCAAAAUGAUGUCUUCCAAGAGGAUAGACGAAUCGUUAGGCUUCCCAAGCCGUAUAGAAGGAGUGGACCUCUCAAUGGGAAGAGACGCAUAGAGGAAAACGCCUUAACGGAGAAGCGCGCUUUAGCGGAGAAGCACGCUUUGACAGAGGAUGCCAAAGAGGAAAAACACAAGAAAGACGGCCAUGUGGUGUACGUGCCAAAUCAUGCCUACCUGGAAAGAAGCAAUGGGAAGGUACUAGAAAAAAAUAGCAUAAGCAACUUCAACCCGCUAGUCCAUGUAAGUACUAUGCACUAUUACUAUAAUCCCUGUGAGAGGCAAAACUGUAAUGACAAUCACUUCAGUUAUGACUGUCCCUAUGAUUUUCAAAAUGGAUCAUUUCGUUAUGGUUGUCACCCCUUUUGUGAGUCGCAUGACAGCCCUUCCGUGGAGGGGAUUCCAACAGGGGGGCCGUUGCCUCUGGCGAUCUCCUCCCUAAGCGUGAAAAUGGUUCUAUCGGCAGAUUUAGCGGUGAAUCUAGCGGUGAAUCCAGCGGCGAAUUCAGCUUCGGAUUAA